Molecule: messenger RNA, 972 nt
Organism: Pelmatolapia mariae (spotted tilapia)
Lineage: Eukaryota; Metazoa; Chordata; Actinopteri; Cichliformes; Cichlidae
Product: phospholipid scramblase 2-like
Exons: 6
Coding region: 74-967 (297 amino acids)
Biological process (GO): plasma membrane phospholipid scrambling
Cellular component (GO): plasma membrane
Molecular function (GO): phospholipid scramblase activity
Source: RefSeq, a predicted model, not a curated record
CCAUAGAAAGCGUGGGAUUGCGUUGGGAAGUGUGACCUUAUUUUUCUUCCUUCACCCAGAAAAGCUCUGCACCAUGUCUGCUCCUGUUUACCCAGGUGCUCCAAACCAGCCACCCUACCCCAUGUCUCAGCCCGGUGGAGGACCGUGUCCAGUUCCUGCUGGAUAUGGACACCCCAGUCAUGGCCCUCCACCGGGCUUCAACAUGGGCUAUACAAAACAGCCUACGGUCAUGUACCAGCCAGUACCCAUAGGGCCAGUUCCAGGCCCUGAAUACGGUGGCCCACCAGGGGGGAUUUCACCAGCUCCUGGAGGUCCAGCAGUCCCCGUUGGUGUCCCACCUGGACUUGAGUACCUCACACAGAUUGACCAGAUCCUGAUCCAUCAGAAAGUCGAAGCAUUCAUCGGUUUUGAGAAAAACAGACAGUAUGAAAUAAAAAACAGUCUGGGUCAAAAGAUCUACGAGACCAAGGAGGAGAGUGACUGCUGUGAAAGGAACUGUGUUGGCUCUCUGCGCAGCUUUGACAUGAAAAUAAAGGACAACAUGGACAGGGAUGUCAUCCGUCUCAUCAGGCCUUUGCGCUGCUCCUCCUGCUGCUGUCCCUGCUACCUGCAAGAGAUGGAGGUCCAGGCUCCACCGGGGACCACCAUAGGGUACGUCAAACAGGACUGGCACUUUUCCCUGCCAACGUUUUCCAUCCAGGGAGCAAACAAGGAGACACUCAUGAGACUGGAGGGGCCCUGCUUUGCCUGCAACUGCUGUGAAGAUCUCAACUUUGAGCUGAAGGGAAAAGAUGGUGGCACACCCAUUGGUCGCAUCAUCAGGCAGUGGGGCGGCUUUCUGAAGGAAGCCUUCACUGACACAGCUAACUUUGGCAUCCAGUUCCCGCUGGACUUGGACGUGAAGAUGAAAGCUGUGCUGAUGGGCGCCUGCUUCCUCGUUCCUCACGACCUAGAUGGACAUUGUUGAUUUUG